This is a messenger RNA of Ilex paraguariensis (yerba mate), 894 nucleotides long. NCBI's taxonomy places the organism in Eukaryota, Viridiplantae, Streptophyta, Magnoliopsida, Aquifoliales, Aquifoliaceae. The record is from the annotation of a GenBank genome assembly.
AUGGACUUGGCUGAUGAGAAACAAAUCAAGAAAAGAAAAUGCAAGACAAAAGAAGAUCAACCAACAAAAGGGUUGGAAACUCUGCGUCAAGAAAUCUCCAUCGACAUACUUUCGAGGCUACCUAUAACAUAUCUCCUUCAAUCUAAGGUUGUGUGCAGAGCCUGGAAUAUGCUGUCACAUGAUCUUCAUCUUGUUAACUUGCACCUCGCCCGGGCGAUAAGGAACAAUUCGUGCCUGAUCUUUCAUUCCGAUUAUCCAAUUCGAAACCAGCUUUACUUUGUUGAACUUUCUGAUCUUGAUGACACAGAGAAUGUGAGAAAGAUUCAGGCUCCUUUCUCUGCUUCCAUGCCAGAGUUUGAUGUGGUAGGCUCAUGCAAUGGCUUACUAUGCUUAUUUGACUCGUUAUUCUGCGACGCAAUACAUAUCUACAACCCUUUUACUAGAGACCUCAAGGAGCUGCCCAAAUCCUUUCAUUUUAAAGAACAAGAGGUGAUUUUUGGGUUUGGGUUUCAUCCAGCUACCAAUGAGUACAAGGUGAUCAAAAUAGUUUACUAUAACAAUGCAUAUGAUGAAUAUAAUAGGCCCUGGCAUUAUCCCAAAUUCAGACCCCGUGGUUUUCGAUUCUCGGAUGUUCAAAUACUUAGUCUGUGCAGUAACACAUGGAGGAGUAUUGGAAAAGUACCUUACAAGCUAGAUAGAAGGUGGUUAUCAGAAGCUUCAGUGAAUGGAAGGCUUCACUGGAACGGUAGGAUCUUGCUAGAGCACAGAGGUGGAAAUCUAGUUUCUUAUGAUCCAGAGAGUGGAACAUUUGAGGAUCUAAUGUUUCAGGGGAUGCCUAAUGUGGUUCAAACAGUUGUUCAUGUUGGCAGCCUUAACAUCCCCACCGAUACAUAG